Molecule: messenger RNA, 1076 nt
Organism: Ictalurus furcatus (blue catfish)
Lineage: Eukaryota; Metazoa; Chordata; Actinopteri; Siluriformes; Ictaluridae
Product: brain and acute leukemia cytoplasmic protein
Exons: 3
Coding region: 751-1047 (98 amino acids)
Cellular component (GO): cytoplasm
Source: RefSeq, a predicted model, not a curated record
UGUUCAGAUACUUACUUGUCUGUUUUUUGUUGUUGUCUGCUUAAGUUUUUUUUUGUUUUGUUUAUUAUAUUUGGGAUGUAGAUAUAUGUGUACAAUUUAGUUGAAUCUACCUGCAAUUUUUGCUUUGGCUACACUGUGAUCUAUAACAUUCAUGCCAAUAAAACACUGCUGAACUGAGAGAGAGAGAGAGAGGAGGAGACAGAUACAGAUACAGAGAGAGAGAGAGGAGGAGGAGACAGAGAAAGAUACAGACAGAGAGAGAGAGAGAGAGAGAUCUGUAUUUUUCAUACUCUAUGUCUGGUCAGAUCUGAAAACUGCAUGUAGGAAACUAGUAAACUGGUCGGAUUUGAGGGAAACCCAUCAGCAGGCUUGGUUCAUCUUCAUGCUGGUGCUGAUGCGCAUCUUUUACGCAGCCCGCCCUCCAUGACGUAAGCCAAGGUACAUAAACUCAAGUUUGACAAAGCUCUGCUCACUACAAGUGCCGGUGUUCAGCAGGUUUCCUUUCUGAAACGGAUUAAGUGUGCUUCGCUUUAUGCUUAGCCUUCCUGUAUUUAUCUUUCUAAAACGGCUCUGACAGCGUGACAAGGCUGAAAACUGCGAGCAGCGGCGCUAAUGCGCUCUCCCUGUGGCCGCUGUGCAGGGAUACAGCACAGAUACGGUGCAGCAGCUGCAGCAGCUCCAUCACACCACCGGACCUGCUGACUUGGGUUUAUUUAUCUAGUUGUUUUUGUGUGUGUUUCCGUUUCCUCCAUGGGUUGCGGUGGAAGCCGGAGCGAUGCCAUCGAGCCCAGACGCCAUGAGAGCUGGACCAGAGAGACCGAGUCGACGUGGCUCACCAGCACAGACGCCGAGUGUCCUAACAACAGCAUCAGUAAAGGUGUGGAAGCACGGUCAUCUCUGUCUUCUAAAGACAAAAGAAUGGUUAACACAGGCAUACAGUGUGGAAAACCACCCUUAACAUCUAGCACAUGUACAAAUCAACAGAGAAGCAAACGAAACUGGAGAGCCUCCAAGAAGGUGACUGUUCCCUCAAAUGAUGUAUCGUGAAGUAGUGACGCAGCCUCAAACCCAGCAAA